Cladocopium goreaui is the source of this 10878-nucleotide messenger RNA. The record is from the annotation of a GenBank genome assembly. NCBI's taxonomy places the organism in Eukaryota, Dinophyceae, Suessiales, Symbiodiniaceae.
AACAAUCUUCUUGGCAAUUUUGAAAGACACGUUGCAGUCCUUUGAGACACCAGAAACCGGACCUUUCAAAAUUUCUCGGGACGCUGUGCACGUCUUGCAUUCCGUUGCCCAAGUGGCCGUUGUCGAAGCUUUGAGCCUGUGGAACAAAUCAGCGAUCAGGGUGACCUUGCAGCUGUGCGACAUCCAGCAUGUCAGGGCCAUGUGCCAUGAACUUUCACCUGGCCUUCUAACUCUUCUGCGUAAUGACGCGGCCAAAGCAUUGAAGCAUUGCCGCGCAGCAGAUGGAGCUCCUAGGAAGAAGUGGGCUGAUCCUACGGUGAGUCCUGGUGUGGCUCCAACCCAAAUCGAUGAUUCACAGAGUGAGCGCGCGAGAUCCCCCCGUCGGGCGAAAGGCAAGGGUCCGGCUGCUGUGGCUGCCCCCGCUACCUCUCUUGACCCAGACCAAAUCUGGCAACAAACGUAUCCUGGAUGGGAGUUCCGGGAUGGCGGUGGCUCAGGGGACUGUGGGUUCCGAGCUGUGGCUCGCAGUUUGGGAGUCCAGCAAGGGAAGGAGUUUUCCUCGGAAAAACUGAUUGCUGAGGGCAGUCGGUUGAGAACUUUGACUACUGGACACUUAGUCUCUCAUAAACAUCUGUUUGAAGGUUUCUUUGCUCCGGAUCCCACUGAAACUCCGAUUCAACGAGAUCACCAGCCCAGUGCCCAAGACUUUGCCGAUUAUUGCAUGUUGGCCUCUCGGCGGCACUUUUGGAUUGAUGGUCUUCUUUUGUAUGCCCUGAGUCACCGACUUGGGUCGGUCUUUGUGAUCUGGGCAUGGAGCCCAACAGAUGGUGCAUGGCAGCGUCAUGUCAUAGGCCCCAAAGUCGAAAAUGGGUUUGCUGCGUCCAAUAACAAAAGCAACUAUACGAUCUGUUUAGCUUUGAGGGAUGGUCACUACCGCGCCUUGAUCCCCAUUGACAACGAUACCAAACCUCCCCGUGAGUGGUUCGCCGAAACUCCCAUGGUCCCCCGGGAGGUUCUUCGUGGUGCUGGUAAAAGGUCUGGCCCCUCGUCUGGAUCUGGUCUGUCCCUCCCUUCGAGUUCGUCUAGGUCAGGCGGGCAGGCUGGUCGGGUCGUGGCUCGUCCCUCUGGUCGCUCCCGAUCGUCGGGGUUGUCCAUCCCUUCGUGUCCUGCCGGCCCUCCCCGUCCUGUGGCUCCGGCCCCUAGUGUCGCCUUGAGUCUCCCGUCGGUCCCCCCUUCCGGCUGUCCCUCUGGUCCUGGUGUGGUUGGUCCUGCUGCUGGCGAACCCAGUCUCAGUCUCCCCCCUUGGUCCCCGUCUCGUCCUGGCUCCCGUGCUCCCCCUCGUGGUCUGGAUGCGGAGUUGGUCGAUGUUGGUGCUGCAGUCCCCAAUGAAGAGGUCUCGCAGGUUCCUUUGGCACCUGAGGAUCUUAAGCUGGACAGAGCGGCUUGUCAGAAAUUCAAUACGCGCAUGCGCGCGCAGAUUUUUUCCCAGCUGAUCAUUGCAAAGGGAUGGUCUGGGCUUCAUAAGGUUGAGUAUUGUCAAAAGGACACUGGUAAAACCAGUGGGUGGAAGUGUCAGGACUGUCACCGCUCCUUCCAGUUUGGUCAAGUGCUGCUCUCUGAUUGCACUCAACAAGAAGGUGCGGCUUCCCAGCAUGGUCUCACCGUGACACAAAAGCGACGUCGGUGGGCUGCUUGGAUCAAAGAAGCUUCCGCUAAGUAUGCUCCCUCUGUGGAGAAGCGGGUCAAAAUCUGGAAAGCAUGCCGCGAGCGUGCAGCAAAAGCUGUCACCAAUUGUGGCAACCGAGGUAAAAGGGCUGGAACCAUAGCUAAGGUUCGGAAAACCAUUGGCAAGACUUCUAGACCUCGUAGCAAAGCUCAGUUGCCCAAUCGCGCUGCUGGAACAGCGGCCACUUGUUCUGGUCUCCGAGGGGUCAGAGUUGGAGAGGCUUCCCACCCGGGCCCGGUCAAUCAGCUCAGAGUUCUCCACCUCAAUAUCAAUUCGCUUCGUAAGCAUUUUACCGCUCUGUGUGCCUUGGCUCGAAGGAAAAAGGUCCACGUCAUGUGCUUACAGGAAACUGGGAUUACCCAAUCACGAAUGCCUUCUUUGGCCAAUUUGUGUCAGAGAAGUGGAUGGCAGAUGGUGGCCAUUCCGGCUCACCUGGUGGAAGGAGGUGGCCGCGGGGGCGUGGCCGUGUUAGUUAAAGAGCCCCUGGCUCUCUCGCAUGUUCAUCAGUCAACUGGUACCUGGGGUCAGCUGCUGGUUUGUGAACUCUUGGGUCAUGCCAUGCCCAUAACGGUUUGCAGUGGUUAUCGAAGGCCGGAUGGUGCCUUGGAUUCUGCUAAUGAGGCCAUUUUGUCCGGCUUUGCCAAGGCACAGCAUCGGCACUGGAUCUUAGGAGUCGAUUGGAACUCCUCCCCUUACCAAGGCCCUUUUCAUGAUCUUAUGGGCCGGCUGGGAGGAUCGGUGGCUGCUGUUUCGGGCCAUCGUACCAGCAGCACCCCGACGGAUUCGUCGUGGAUUUCUGGGUCGUUGUCGUGUGACACUGCCGAAGUGCUUGCACCUCUUUCUGACCAUUUUGGUUCCUGUGUCUCUCUGUCCCGACUUCCUUUCUUGCAUGCCACCCCACCGGCACUCACCUUCCAAAAGGUUGCCCCCCUUUUGCCUGACUCUGAGUGGCCGUCCCUGUCUAAGGAGCAAGCUGAGGCUGAGUGGACUAAGGCCACUCCCAGUGUUAGUGCGUGGCAACAACUUCUCCGGGAAACUCCUGAGGCUUCUUGGAAGGCUUGGAGCAGUGCGGCCAAUGCUUUCCUGCUCCAGACGGGAAAAACCUGUGCUACGCCUGGCACUCGGGAACGUGGUACUGUGCCUAAGUUGAUCAAUGCCGGUGCCCGGGUGGCCCCCGGGCAACCCCUUCGUGAACGCCAACUUAGGCGUCUGAUUCGCCGCUUGGAUGAGAUUCGGCAUUUAGAAAUCGAACAGUAUCCGCUGCCUCCCGAUUUGGUCCGGGCGUGCGUUCGUGGAUGCAGCACGUGGGACCUGCAGCAACAAGCUGAACUUCAUCAGUGGGGUGCAUGUCGGGACAUCUUGCACCGCAAGCUGCAAGAGCAAGUCGAAACUUGGGGUACUUGGCCUGACGCGCUGACGCAGUGGCGCCUCACCUUUGUUCCCAAGGGCCAAAAUGCUGCUCAGGUCACUGAGGCCACUAAGGUCCGUCCGAUAGCUAUCGGCAGCUUGAUUUUCAGAGCUUACGCCAAGAGACGGUUCCACCAGCUCGGCACCCAUUUGACUCAAUGCCUCCCGCCGCUGCAGGUUGGAGGGUUGCCUCACUUAGGUUUGGAUACCUUAGUUUUGGCCAUGCAAAAUGAAACUUCUUUUCAGUCGCACCCCUACGCUGCCAGUCUUGACUUUCAAAAGGCAUUCGAUUCGGCUGAUUGGUCACUCGUUGUGCAGCUGUUACCCAGAGCUGGAGUGCCCGAUGCGAUCGUCAGUGCCUUGGCUGGAAUGUGGAAAUCUCAGACCCGUUGGGUCACUCUUGGGACCUGCGUGGCCAAGCGACCGCUGCGCAACCUUGCUGCUUUGCUGCAAGGAGAUCCGUGGGCGCCCUUAGGGCUCUCACUGGUUUUGGCUCCUGUCAUUCGCCGAAUUGCCAGUAGAAUCCCUGCAGGCUUUCAGAUCACUUACAUGGACGACCGAACAGGUCUUCUUGAUACUCCUGCCUCUUUGAGACUUUUCCUGGAGGAGUGGCGAGCGUUCGAGCGCCUGGGUCGUCUUAAGUCCAAUCAAACAAAAACUCAGAUUUGGGGUCGGACCCCUCAGGCGGUGUCUGAUCUGCGAGAGGCUGGGUUCACUGAGGCCAAGGAUUCUUUCCAUGUUUUGGGAAUCACUUUUGGGGCCACGGAGCCUACUCCUGAGGACAUCAAGCGUCAGAGUGACGCCACCAGUCGUGCCACUGCUAUUGCUUAUUUGCCUGUUUCGGCCAAGUUGAAAAGAGGACUUGCUCAGGCAGUCUACGCUUCCCAUGCUGCGUGGGGGACCUUUUUGAAGGGUCGGGGUCCCACUGCUCAGGAACAGUCGAAGUUUGCCACUGAGUUCAAUCAGGCGGUCCAGAUGCUUCAGAAAGCUCUCCGUCCCUUGGGUUGGACGGCUUCCUCUCAGGGUAUAAAGCGCUCCUGUGGGGCUCCAUUAGGCCUCUCCGCGAACUCAGCGUGCGGCCUAGGUGGGCCGCUGGUGCGCGCCUCUACACACAAGGUGGAGCUUUGCGCUUUGGCGCUGUGGCUUCGCUCUUGGCAGUGUGUGGCGCAACUCUUCUUCUUCUUUUACCUCUUCGAAAUCAGCUGCCGUGCGACUACCUCCGUGUGGUGGCAGCGGAACCCGGUAUCUUGGUCCGGUGCCGUGGUACAAAAUGUUUGCAAUAAAGAAGUGGCCGUUGAAGCCACCAAGAAGACCCAUUCAAGAUGUGCUCCUGAAAAGCACCAAGAUCCCCAGAAAAACCAAAUCAAAAAAGAUCAAGUGAGACAGGGGCGACAGGCAUUUGGGCUGCCAAGUUCUGCUUUCUCUGCCAUGCUGAUGCUGCUGUGGCUGCCUUGCUGCUGCGGCUGUUUGCUUCAACCCCCUGAAACCCCCUGGUGGAAUUUUGGGAAUUCCUUUGAGGGUUUGGUCGGUGGUUGUGACUUGGAACAAAUUAGAUACCCUUGCCCUUCGGGCACCCACGAGCUCGGCGCGCAAUACGUGGCAAUGACCAGUCAUGGCGAUGCUGAGCUGUUGCAGUAUGAAGCUGCGGGCAGUGCAGAUCAGCGCCUUGCUGCGGGCUUCCCCGUGGUUGCGGCUGAUGGAGGCGCUGCUGGGAUGGCGGCUGUGAGCUUUCCAACAGGUGCCGCUCCUUGGACCGGAUCGGCGCUCGUCUCUUGGAAGGGAUGGGCUUUGACGUGGACUGUGCCCACAUGGCUAGUGGAGUUUUUGGUUUAUGGGAGUUUCUUCAUCUUCCAUUGGCAUUGGUUUGAUGUCGGUGGUGCGGUGGAUUUGCGGGUGGUUAGGAUGUCGGGUUGGCGAAGCCUCUCAUCCUGGCCCUGGGCUGCAGAAUCAAACGGCCCUCGCAAAGUCGAGGGCCCUUCUGCCCAGUUGUCUGAUACCAAAAGGCAACUUGGCGAAAAGUUGUUUCACAAAAUUUCGAAACUUUCCAACCAAGCCGGCAAAGUCACUGGUAUGUUGUUGGAGCAACCUGUCAAGGAGAUUAACAAAUGCCUUGCUUCAGACACUUUGCUUAAAGCUAAAGUGGAUGAAGCCUUGAAGUGCCUUGGAUCUGCCAAUUCUGGGUCAUGGGCCGACAAAGUGACCCAAUCUGGCCCCAUCCGCCAGGAUGUCCCCAAAUCCAAAGGCAAAGGCAAGCAGGCUGGGCUGUUUGCUCAACGACAAGGGGCGAAACCUCAGCGCCAAACUGAAGCUAAGGCCGCCCACUCUGACCCUGGGCUUUCUGCGUCCUCAAAACAAAGCGGCCGCCGCUUUGCUGCCAAGAUCAGUGAUUCUGAGUGGACUGGAGCUGUGAAACUCACUUCCUUGCCCCAGAUCCUGGGCGCUUUGCGCGACGGUGAGGAGGUCCCUGGUAAUUUGGUUUUCUCAUCAGACCCUUUAGUCGCUGAUGAACUCAAACAAGUCUGGAAUGCAUAUGAGUUGAAGCAGCCACUCACGGUUGCGAUUGCCAUGCCCCCUGACUCUGCGUUUCCCACCGUGGUUCCACUCCUUGCUGUUCGGGGUCCGAAACUUGUGACACUUAGGCUGCUGACUCCUCAAUUUUACCGCAAAUUUGUUGCGGGCGUUGACCGCGAAGACAGCCCUUCGACUGUGAUAGCUGAAUGGGCCCAACAAACGGCCACUCCUGUGGCCUCCUUCACGGGAGGACGAUGGGAGAAAUUGGUUCAUCCCAAAGGCAACAUCCUGAUAGCGCAUCUGCGCGUCCCGGAGCGCUUGGCUGCUCAGGUUUGUGACCUGUCCGGCAAGAGAGCCUUGUUUGCCACGGUCGUUACCAGAGAGGACCGCCCGCCUGUUUGCUGGAUUUCUAAGGACAAAUCCCUUUCAGAUGAACAAUAUUUCAGAUCUGUUUCUGCUCAGGCGCAGGCCAAGGGUGUGAGUGUCGCACUGAGACAGAGUCCUCACCACAACCUUGGUUUGGUCGGCAUAGCGCCUGACCAAAACCAGGCCACCAAGAAAAGAGCUUGGGAGAUUUUUGGCGCCCCCAAACAUUGGUAUCAGAGCCAUGUCAACAGCUUUCUUCAGGAGGAAGGAUGGAAGGAGGUCCAGGUCCGGGCUAAGGCCUUUCGCAAACAGCAGCAAAUUUGGUUGGUCCAUGCGGUUUGUCCCCCUUUCCAAAACAAUGAUGUUGCUCAAAGUGGUUCUUGGUUUUAUACCGAUCCUGACAACAUUUGUCAUAUCACGGUGACUUUAGAGAACAGACAAAAACAACAGACUCUUCCGUCUGAGCAGCUGAAGGCUCCUAGGAAGAAGUGGGCUGAUCCUACGGUGAGUCCUGGUGUGGCUCCAACCCAAAUCGAUGAUUCACAGAGUGAGCGCGCGAGAUCCCCCCGUCGGGCGAAAGGCAAGGGUCCGGCUGCUGUGGCUGCCCCCGCUACCUCUCUUGACCCAGACCAAAUCUGGCAACAAACGUAUCCUGGAUGGGAGUUCCGGGAUGACGGUGGCUCAGGGGACUGUGGGUUCCGAGCUGCGGCUCGCAGUUUGGGAGUCCAGCAAGGGAAGGAGUUUUCCUCGGAAAAACUGAUUGCUGAGGGCAGUCGGUUGAGAACUUUGACUACUGGACACUUAGUCUCUCAUAAACAUCUGUUUGAAGGUUUCUUUGCUCCGGAUCCCACUGAAACUCCGAUUCAACGAGAUCACCAGCCCAGUGCCCAAGACUUUGCCGAUUAUUGCAUGUUGGCCUCUCGGCGGCACUUUUGGAUUGAUGGUCUUCUUUUGUAUGCCCUGAGUCACCGACUUGGGUCGGUCUUUGUGAUCUGGGCAUGGAGCCCAACAGAUGGUGCAUGGCAGCGUCAUGUCAUAGGCCCCAAAGUCGAAAAUGGGUUUGCUGUGUCCAAUAACAAAAGCAACUAUACGAUCUGUUUAGCUUUGAGGGAUGGUCACUACCGCGCCUUGAUCCCCAUUGACAACGAUACCAAACCUCCCCGUGAGUGGUUCGCCGAAACUCCCAUGGUCCCCCGGGAGGUUCUUCGUGGUGCUGGUAAAAGGUCUGGCCCCUCGUCUGGAUCUGGUCUGUCCCUCCCUUCGAGUUCGUCUAGGUCAGGCGGGCAGGCUGGUCGGGUCGUGGCUCGUCCCUCUGGUCGCUCCCGAUCGUCGGGGUUGUCCAUCCCUUCGUGUCCUGCCGGCCCUCCCCGUCCUGUGGCUCCGGCCCCUAGUGUCGCCUUGAGUCUCCCGUCGGUCCCCCCUUCCGGCUGUCCCUCUGGUCCUGGUGUGGUUGGUCCUGCUGCUGGCGAACCCAGUCUCAGUCUCCCCCCUUGGUCCCCGUCUCGUCCUGGCUCCCGUGCUCCCCCUCGUGGUCUGGAUGCGGAGUUGGUCGAUGUUGGUGCUGCAGUCCCCAAUGAAGAGGUCUCGCAGGUUCCUUUGGCACCUGAGGAUCUUAAGCUGGACAGAGCGGCUUGUCAGAAAUUCAAUACGCGCAUGCGCGCGCAGAUUUUUUCCCAGCUGAUCAUUGCAAAGGGAUGGUCUGGGCUUCAUAAGGUUGAGUAUUGUCAAAAGGACACUGGUAAAACCAGUGGGUGGAAGUGUCAGGACUGUCACCGCUCCUUCCAGUUUGGUCAAGUGCUGCUCUCUGAUUGCACUCAACAAGAAGGUGCGGCUUCCCAGCAUGGUCUCACCGUGACACAAAAGCGACGUCGGUGGGCUGCUUGGAUCAAAGAAGCUUCCGCUAAGUAUGCUCCCUCUGUGGAGAAGCGGGUCAAAAUCUGGAAAGCAUGCCGCGAGCGUGCAGCAAAAGCUGUCACCAAUUGUGGCAACCGAGGUAAAAGGGCUGGAACCAUAGCUAAGGUUCGGAAAACCAUUGGCAAGACUUCUAGACCUCGUAGCAAAGCUCAGUUGUCCAAUCGCGCUGCUGGAACAGCGGCCACUUGUUCUGGUCUCCGAGGGGUCAGAGUUGGAGAGGCUUCCCACCCGGGCCCGGUCAAUCAGCUCAGAGUUCUCCACCUCAAUAUCAAUUCGCUUCGUAAGCAUUUUACCGCUCUGUGUGCCUUGGCUCGAAGGAAAAAGGUCCACGUCAUGUGCUUACAGGAAACUGGGAUUACCCAAUCACGAAUGCCUUCUUUGGCCAAUUUGUGUCAGAGAAGUGGAUGGCAGAUGGUGGCCAUUCCGGCUCACCUGGUGGAAGGAGGUGGCCGCGGGGGCGUGGCCGUGUUAGUUAAAGAGCCCCUGGCUCUCUCGCAUGUUCAUCAGUCAACUGGUACCUGGGGUCAGCUGCUGGUUUGUGAACUCUUGGGUCAUGCCAUGCCCAUAACGGUUUGCAGUGGUUAUCGAAGGCCGGAUGGUGCCUUGGAUUCUGCUAAUGAGGCCAUUUUGUCCGGCUUUGCCAAGGCCCUUUUCAUGAUCUUAUGGGCCGGCUGGGAGGAUCGGUGGCUGCUGUUUCGGGCCAUCGUACCAGCAGCACCCCGACGGAUUCGUCGUGGAUUUCUGGGUCGUUGUCGUGUGACACUGCCGAAGUGCUUGCACCUCUUUCUGACCAUUUUGGAGCAAGCUGAGGCUGAGUGGACUAAGGCCACUCCCAGUGUUAGUGCGUGGCAACAACUUCUCCGGGAAACUCCUGAGGCUUCUUGGAAGGCUUGGAGCAGUGCGGCCAAUGCUUUCCUGCUCCAGACGGGAAAAACCUGUGCUACGCCUGGCACUCGGGAACGUGGUACUGUGCCUAAGUUGAUCAAUGCCGGUGCCCGGGUGGCCCCCGGGCAACCCCUUCGUGAACGCCAACUUAGGCGUCUGAUUCGCCGCUUGGAUGAGAUUCGGCAUUUAGAAAUCGAACAGUAUCCGCUGCCUCCCGAUUUGGUCCGGGCGUGCGUUCGUGGAUGCAGCACGUGGGACCUGCAGCAACAAGCUGAACUUCAUCAGUGGGGUGCAUGUCGGGACAUCUUGCACCGCAAGCUGCAAGAGACACUUCGUCAAUCUCACCAAACGGCAAUUGCGACUUGGAUUGCUAAGGUCAAAAAUUUUGAUGAAGCUUGUAAAUGGCUCAAACGCAAGGCUCCACCCCCAUGGUCUUUGCGCCAUGGGGAGGAACAAAGCACUGGCAGAAGUGAUGGAGCGGAACUCCUCCGACGGGCUUGGAAGCCUAUUUUUGGCACUGGUCAUGACCCCCAAAGUAGCAUUCGUGCUUUUUUGUCUGAAUAUCAUGCUUGGAUCCCCAAUUUCCCUCAAAUUCAAUGUCCUGAGCUCAGUGCGGAUGAUUUGAGGAAAAGUGUUCGUCAAAUGCGUCAUAAAGCGGCCGGCACAGACCAGUGGUGCGCUUCGGCACUCUUAGCUCUGCCUGACACGGCUUGGGCCCAACUGGUGCAGAUUCUUAGGCAAGUCGAAACUUGGGGUACUUGGCCUGACGCGCUGACGCAGUGGCGCCUCACCUUUGUUCCCAAGGGCCAAAAUGCUGCUCAGGUCACUGAGGCCACUAAGGUCCGUCCGAUAGCUAUCGGCAGCUUGAUUUUCAGAGCUUACGCCAAGAGACGGUUCCACCAGCUCGGCACCCAUUUGACUCAAUGCCUCCCGCCGCUGCAGGUUGGAGGGUUGCCUCACUUAGGUUUGGAUACCUUAGUUUUGGCCAUGCAAAAUGAAACUUCUUUUCAGUCGCACCCCUACGCUGCCAGUCUUGACUUUCAAAAGGCAUUCGAUUCGGCUGAUUGGUCACUUGUUGUGCAGCUGUUACCCAGAGCUGGAGUGCCCGAUGCGAUCGUCAGUGCCUUGGCUGGAAUGUGGAAAUCUCAGACCCGUUGGGUCACUCUUGGGACCUGCGUGGCCAAGCGACCGCUGCGCAACCUUGCUGCUUUGCUGCAAGGAGAUCCGUGGGCGCCCUUAGGGCUCUCACUGGUUUUGGCUCCUGUCAUUCGCCGAAUUGCCAGUAGAAUCCCUGCAGGCUUUCAGAUCACUUACAUGGACGACCGAACAGGUCUUCUUGAUACUCCUGCCUCUUUGAGACUUUUCCUGGAGGAGUGGCGAGCGUUCGAGCGCCUGGGUCGUCUUAAGUCCAAUCAAACAAAAACUCAGAUUUGGGGUCGGACCCCUCAGGCGGUGUCUGAUCUGCGAGAGGCUGGGUUCACUGAGGCCAAGGAUUCUUUCCAUGUUUUGGGAAUCACUUUUGGGGCCACGGAGCCUACUCCUGAGGACAUCAAGCGUCAGAGUGACGCCACCAGUCGUGCCACUGCUAUUGCUUAUUUGCCUGUUUCGGCCAAGUUGAAAAGAGGACUUGCUCAGGCAGUCUACGCUUCCCAUGCUGCGUGGGGGACCUUUUUGAAGGGUCGGGGUCCCACUGCUCAGGAACAGUCGAAGUUUGCCACUGAGUUCAAUCAGGCGGUCCAGAUGCUUCAGAAAGCUCUCCGUCCCUUGGGUUGGACGGCUUCCUCUCAGGGUAUAAAGCGCUCCUGUGGGGCUCCAUUAGGUCUGAAGCGCAGCUGCGCCUUAAGGCCUCUCCGCGAACUCAGCGUGCGGCCUAGGUGGGCCGCUGGUGCGCGCCUCUACACACAAGGUGGAGCUUUGCGCUUUGGCGCUGUGGCUUCGCUCUUGGCAGUGUGUGGCGACAAGGGAGAUGGGUUCAGGAGCAUUAGCCUCGCCUCAGGCGAUGAGGAUCACGGCACCGGAGCUUCAGGAGCUGUGGCCUCCCCGGUGGAAUCUCCCACUGAGGAAUUGGU